This is a messenger RNA of Mytilus californianus (California mussel), 1606 nucleotides long. RefSeq lists its product as uncharacterized. The transcript is spliced from 4 exons. The record is from RefSeq and is a predicted model, not a curated record. Bases 65 to 913 code for a protein of 282 amino acids. NCBI's taxonomy places the organism in Eukaryota, Metazoa, Mollusca, Bivalvia, Mytilida, Mytilidae.
UUUUAAGUCAUCGUAUUUGCGGAAAGCCAUAUUUACUCUGCUGACCAUCGUAGAUAUACUCAACAUGUUUUUGUUCACAUUUUUAUCCAGACUUGUGUUAGUUAUUAUAUCUCUUUUAGACCAUGUUGAUACCCUCGGAGACUACUACUAUAACAGAGCUUACUAUCUUUCCUAUCAAAACUACGUACGAUAUCGUAACUAUUUAUAUUACCGGCAUAGAUACUACUCAAACUACUACAAUUACUACUACAAUUCAUACAGUGGUAGCAACUCUCUUACAGCAAGAGACAAGUUGAACGUCGAAGUAACAGGUGGACUUAUUGGCGGACUGGUUGGUGCUGUUCUUUUUAUUGUUCUUAUUGUAUGUGUCUGUUGCCGUCGAAGAAAGAAGGCGACACUACGUCCAAAACGGUCAAUCUCCGAAACCAAUGCAGCUACAACAGAUGAAAACACAAACAGUGCGAUAAGAUACAACGUCAACGCUUCGCAAAGUGAUGUACACAAUAAAACACUUGCUACAUCAGAUCAGGUGACCACCGCUGCUGACGGAGAAUCCCAUAAUGAAUUACUUGCUACAUCAGAUCAGAUGACCACCGCUGCUGACGGAGAAUCCCAUAAUGAAACACGUGAUACAUCAGAUGACGCGACCACCGCUGCUGACGGAGAAUCCCAUAAUGAAAAACGUAAUACAUUAGAUCACGAGACCAACGCUUCUAAAGGAGAAUUCCAGAAUGAAACAGGUGAUACCUCUUUUCCAGAAGCAGCAGCUUCUGACGAAAAGGACCACAGUAAACUAAAUGAUACAACAAAUCAUGCUGUCACAUCAUCUGAUGGUUUUGUUUUGAAUGAAAGAGGCAGUGAACUCGAAUUAUGCGAGUCAACACCACAAACAGACGAAACAAAAGAAAUUUAAAGCAAGUCAAAACCAGACACUGCUGUAAACAAUUUAAAUCCAACAAAAAGGGAUAAUGUCGAUUUGACGCUAGCUUGGUAAACAAUAAUACCAAAAGAAAGAAUGAAUGGUUCAAGAUAAUUUUUUUGCCAUACUUAUUCUGAACUUUAUUAUUAUAUAUACAUUGUCAAUAAACGUUCAAUUAAUGUGGCUGGGGUGUCUCCCUCCAUCUUGGAUUUUGAAGUAGCAGAUAACAAUUGGUCUAGAUCUUUAAUGAAAUGUGCAAAUUUUUAGAGUAGUAUGUAAUUCAUGUGUAAGACUUUUCAUGUUAAUAUAGGAAAUUAUGUGUUUUAUCAUAUUUUCUAAAAAACACAAAAAUUUUGUUUGACUCAUUUUUUUUUCAACUUUGCCACAUAAGGGGAGAUAACUCAGAUAGAUGGGGAGAUAACUCAGAUAAAGUAAUUUUAUAAUAGAAAGUGUUGUGAAUUUACCUAUUUUAAUAUGUAGCAGGAAAACAAGUCCGGUGACCCCAUUUUUUUCUUUUUCUUAUCUGAAAGCAUGUUAUAAGAGCUAUCUUUUCACAUUUUAUCUUAAAAUUCUAUGGUGUAGUUUUCUUUUUAUCACACAAAAUUUGAUUUUCCAUGCAUAAUCUAUACAAAAUCUGACAAUUUUGCACAACCUGUAGCCUGAAUAAUAAAAGUCCGGUGACUCAUA